Molecule: messenger RNA, 2736 nt
Organism: Synchiropus splendidus (mandarinfish)
Lineage: Eukaryota; Metazoa; Chordata; Actinopteri; Syngnathiformes; Callionymidae
Exons: 7
Coding region: 1189-2514 (441 amino acids)
Molecular function (GO): protein binding
Source: RefSeq, a predicted model, not a curated record
AUGGACUGAGAGGGAGGAGCAGACAGGACAAUGUUGUCCUGUAAAGACUUGCUAAAGGAGAGAUGUGAUCUGUGUAUGGAUGCAGGAUUAAGUCUUACCACGGCGGAUUAGUGUCUGCGAUGGUUUAGUGCUGAAAUCAUCUGCAUCUCACACACAUCUUUCUGAAGCUGGACUUCUGGACUCUCAGCUCAGGCGCAGCGGGGAUAAACAGAGGUAAGGGAUUUUCUCCGUCCUACUUUCUCGACCUGACUCAGGCGAUGACGGUCAAUCCCUCUUGGGCCACAGUUGAGAUUUCGGGUGGCUUUAGAGACGAUACUAGUUUAACAUCACGGUCUGGAAUGAAGGGACUCCACCAUGAAUUGACUGGAUGUCUAGCUGCUUUUGGUUGGGUCCAGGGCUGGACUUUGUCUUCCAUGUUUAGUAAUGGACGCUCACAAGGGCCCUGCUCUUUUGAUUCUGGAAUCAGAAGAUGUAUACAGAACUAUACAGUAGGACCUUUAUCCUUCAUAUUUGCAUGUUUCCAGCCAUGUUUAUUUCAUCUCAGAGAUGAUAUGUUACGUGUAUUAUGAUUAUAUUUUGAUAUGUGUGUCACGUAUUUACAUCCAUGAGCAGUUUAUUUGCCUCAGGGGCUCAUACAAGUUCACCAGGGUUCAUGAAGAGACCUUGACUGGUCAACCAGGCGGGUGUGUGCCCACGCUGUCCUGGAGAGGGGGCAUCCUUUACCCUCCAGCUUCUCUCUUCAGCUCUAUCUUGCCCCUGCCAUAUUUUCCCAUCUUGGUUCCUGCCUUCUCGUCCACCAUCCUACACUCCACAUGUCUUUGUGCAGGCCGCUGUUGUCACCUCACACAGCUUGGAGAGUUGACUAAAUUCAUCACAGAGGGAGAAAGAAACGGUGUUUGUGACUGGUGUGAGACUAAGUCAGGAGACUAGUUGCUAUUUUUUCUUGAAGCAUGUCUGUUUUGAAUAACAAGUAAAUAAAGUACGCUGAGCCCUGUGGCCGCUUGUAAAGCAGCGGUGUUACCCUCCAGUCUGCUGAACCUAUGAACACCAGGAGGCUCCAAGGACAUGAAGGCUUGUCUUGAUGUUUGUGAUGUGAACUGUGUUGUGUACAGUACAUGCUCUUUAUUGGUGUGUUCUGUGGAUUCACAACCACAUGGAGGCAGCAGCUGAGAGUCGCUCUUGGGUGGGAUGAUGUCAGCCAGUCAGAGCUCAGUGGAAGAUGUCCAUGACCUGCUCCGCUGCAUGCUGAAGGAAGUUGAGGAGGCAAGAAGCAGCCAUAUGCUGGGGGCCAUUUCUCUGCAUCAACUCCUGAAUGCACAGUGGUUCCAUGCCUUGCUCAAGUUAAAUCAAUGCCUGGUGCAGUUUAACAGGGAGACAUCCAGACCACUGACGUGCCAUGCGGCAAGGCUCUCUCAAGAGAUAACAACGGGCAUUUUGCAGAAAAACACAUUCUCAGCAGAAGGACAGGAGCUGUGUGAUCUGCUGUGGUCCUCACACGUCCAGGCGCUCCUGUCAUCCCACGACUGCAUUGCUCAGUCAAACUACGCAGUGGUUUUGUCUCCGGAGCAGCCAGUCACGGGCAGCAAUGGGACCCUGAAUCGAGGACUGACUGGAGGAGGAGCCCGGACAGCUCAGUUUGCCCACAGAUCAACUGAAGACAUAAAAGAGGCCCGACACUUGAGAGGCCUGUCUUUGCUUGCCAGAGGCAGCCAUGACUACUCCUACCCACCUCCUGCAGUGCCGCUGCUCAGUCUUCCCAACUCGCCUGUCACACACAAAAGGUGGAGCCGGGGGCUUCAGAGGGGGACGCUCAUUCCUCUGGAGCCUUCGCGCCCAACUACAGAUCCAGUGAAGAUAAAGAGUGCACCGUCUAGUCCAGCUACUCGCCGUUCCACAGCGCCAGCUCAGUUCUUCACCCUUCCCAGGGGUUGCAAUAGUUGGUGCAGAUCCCCACAUCUUCCUGUGGAGCAACACUAUGUGUUUCACUCGGAUAGACGGGAGAGGACACGUGUGGAUGAGUUCUCGCAGAAAAUAAAUCCACAGAAAAUGUUGGUCCAGAGGAAUAAGCAGAGCAAUGAGCUAAGCUUCUAUCCUGAACAAGCCACAGUGGUGUCUGCAGAGAGGAUCACAGAUCAGAUGGGAGCAAAUGCUAAGGCACUCAAUCUCCUGGCCGAGGCGGUGUCCAAGCUCCAGGGACAAGUUGUGAAUAAACAGAGCAGAGAUCCAGCAACAUCAAAGCAGAUGCCCAAGCCUCCAACACCAUACCCACGUGACCUCUCGUCUUCUUCUCUCUCCUCCAAGUCUUCCUCCUCCAGCUCAGUCAGCUCUGGUUCUGACUGCUCUGCAGCCAGGAGCUGUGAACACCUGAAGAAAGACCAAAAACCCAAGGUCACUGUGGACACCACAAGGGGUCAGUUGAGACUUAACAAUGGGACCUUUACUCAAGCGUCUUUCCAGGAGAAUAAAAAAGGUAAAAGCUCAAGCUGUCUGUUGUUCAGGAAGAAGCAAAGUUAGGCUGCUGUUGAGGAGAACUGCUCUCUUCUCCACCUGACUGGAGAAGUUGUGGGGAUGCUGUGGGGUUCACCUCCAACUGGAAUGAUCAAGGUUUUAUCCUGCAGGUCAUUUUGAGUUUGGAAAAAAAACAUUUUGCACCCACAUGAUUAUAUCCAUUUUGUGUGAGCAAACAAUUGUUUUUCUCGCAAUAAACUGAAGCGUUGUAUGAAUAAACAACAUUUG